Pieris brassicae (large cabbage white) is the source of this 885-nucleotide messenger RNA. RefSeq names its product fork head domain transcription factor slp2-like. Gene Ontology annotation, cellular component: nucleus. The transcript has a single exon. Gene Ontology annotation, molecular function: sequence-specific double-stranded DNA binding; DNA-binding transcription factor activity. The coding region runs from base 14 to 706 and encodes 230 amino acids. Gene Ontology annotation, biological process: regulation of transcription by RNA polymerase II. The record is from RefSeq and is a predicted model, not a curated record. Lineage: Eukaryota; Metazoa; Arthropoda; Insecta; Lepidoptera; Pieridae.
AUGCCGCACAAAAAUGAGUCCGCCAAGUUUCGCCAUACGAGACCUGCUACCGGAAGCGACCUCCAGGUCUCCCUCCCCUUCAGAUACGGAACUAGACGUCACUGGGACGGAGACACCUCCGCCGAGCUCCUCCAAAAGCCCAGAUGAAAAAAAAAAUGAAAAACCGGCGUAUAGCUACAAUGCACUCAUUAUGAUGGCUAUUAGAAGCAGUCCUGAGAAACGGCUCACGCUUAAUGGAAUCUAUGAGUAUAUUAUGAAGAAUUUUCCGUAUUACAAAGAGAAUAAGCAGGGCUGGCAGAAUUCUAUACGACAUAACCUCAGUUUAAACAAGUGUUUCGUGAAAGUACCGCGGCAUUAUGAUGACCCGGGUAAAGGAAAUUACUGGAUGUUAGAUCCAUCAUCUGAUGACGUGUUUAUUGGUGGAACGACAGGGAAGUUGAGACGGCGUUCAACUGCUGCUUCUAGAUCGAGGUUAGCUGCGUUCAAACGAGGUGCAAUUUUACAUCCUAUGUUUGGUAAUCCGUAUGCGUCGUUGGUGGGGCUCUACCCGCCUUUGUUAUCGGUCUACGGGCGGUAUGCUCUUCCAAGUCCGCUGUUGCGGCUGCCGCCUCCACCGCCGAACCCCUACCACCAUCUUUAUCGAAGGAUCCACGGUUUGACGCCGUCAGUGAGUCCUCCAGACGAAUCCGACAUGAAACAUAGUUGAUUUAGUUAAUUCGCGUGAUAUUUAUCGAGAUAUCUCGCUGAAGACUCGAAGUGACUGUGAUAGGACGUGUAGAUAUUUGCAAGUAUCUGUACAGUGGCCGUAUUUAUUUAUUAACUUAAGAUUAUUAGAGGCUAAGUUAUUGAAACAAUUUGAAACUGUAUUUAUUGUAAUAAGUUGCA